AGCUAAUAAAAAAAAAAAGAAUAUUAUAAGAGCAGAGGAUCUCCCGAUGAUGCAUGAAUGAAGGAAGCUCUGAAUCUAAAAACUCCCUCCGACCCCCAAACCUAGAAUUUUGAAGCGGAAGAAAACACACAGAAUCUGAGGAUCGUAUCGUAUCGUCAGCGUUUGAUGAGAUACACGAAUAGUUAAAUUUAUAGUCAUGAAUCAAAUUCGUCGAUGGCAGAGGAUCAUGUUCCUCUCCCUGCUAUCGAUCUCCGUGUUGGCUCCUCUCGUUUUCGUCUCGAAUCGGCUCAACACCAUCACUCCCGUUGGUCGGAGGGAAUUUAUGGAAGAACUAUCCAACUUCAGAUACAGGACUAAUGACCUCAGGCUUAACGCUAUCGAACAUGAGGAUGGACAAGGCUUGAAGGGGCCAAGGCUCAUUCUCUACAAGGAUGGGGAGGAGUUUAAUUCCACUGUUAGUGAUGAUGAGAAAGAUAAAACUAUUGAUGGCAAUAAUCUUAAAUACAGGGAAGGGAAAGUAAUUGAUUCACAGCAGACUACGACACUAAGCUCUGAUUCCAAGGAUCAAAUUCUAAGAGUUAACCAACUUGCUAAUAAAACGGAGUUCAAACCCCCAUUAUCCAAAGGUGAAAAGAAAACAAAGGUUCAUCAGUCUGAUAGAGCAACAGAUACGAAGAUAAAGGAAAUCAGAGACAAGAUUAUACAAGCCAAGGCCUAUCUGAAUUUUGCCCCGUCUGGAAGUAAUUCUCAGAUUGUCAAGGAGUUGAGAACUCGAUUGAGAGAGCUGGAACGGGCUGUUGGUGAUGUGACAAAGGAUAAGGAUUUGUCAAAGGGCGCGCUUCGGAGGCUGAAGCCCCUGGAAGCUUCAUUGUACAAGGCUAGUCGUGUCUUUAACAAUUGCCCUGCCAUAGCUAACAAACUCCGUGCCAUGAAUUAUAACACAGAAGAACUAGUUCAGGCGCAGAAAAAUCAAGCAUCAUAUCUAAUGCACCUUGCUGCAAGGACCACCCCAAAAGGGCAACACUGUCUCUCCAUGCGGUUGACAUCGGAGUACUUUGCCUUGGAUCCUGAAAAAAGGCAGAUGCCUAACCAGGAAAAGUACAAUGAUCCUAGACUCAAUCAUUAUGUUGUCUUCUCUGACAAUGUUUUGGCUUCUGCUGUCGUUGCUAACUCUACGAUAUCUUCUUCAAAGGAACCGGAAAAAAUAGUAUUCCAUGUCGUGACUGAUUCACUUAACUACCCAGCAAUCUCAAUGUGGUUUUUGCUAAACAUCCAAAGUGUAGCUGCUAUCCAAAUCAAAAACAUUGAUGAUAUGGAUGUCCUGCCUUCAGAUUAUGACCAGUUGCUGAUGAAGCAAAGCUCCAAUGACCCAAGAUUCAUCUCUACCCUCAAUCACGCACGCUUCUAUCUCCCCGAUAUAUUCCCGGGUUUGAAUAAGAUGGUACUCUUUGACCAUGAUGUAGUUGUUCAACGAGAUUUAAGUAGACUGUGGAGCAUCGAUAUGAAGGGGAAGGUGGUUGGUGCUGUAGAGACUUGUAAAGAAGGCGAACCUUCAUUCCAUUCAAUGAGCACAUUUAUUAAUUUCUCAGACGCAUGGGUCUCUGGGAAAUUCAGUCCUAAAGCUUGCACGUGGGCGUUUGGGAUGAAUCUUGUUGAUCUCGAAGAAUGGAGAAGACGGAAGUUGACUUCUACAUACAUUAAAUACUUCAACCUGGGAACAAAGAGACCUUUGUGGAAAGCUGGGAGCUUACCAAUAGGUUGGUUGACUUUCUAUAGGCAAACAUUAGCGUUGGACAAGAGAUGGCAUGUGAUGGGGUUAGGACGCGAAGCAGGCAUCAAAACGGUUGACAUUGAACAAGCCGCGGUUAUACACUACGACGGGAUCAUGAAGCCGUGGUUGGAUAUUGGAAUAGAUAAAUACAAAAGAUACUGGAACAUGCAUGUCCCUUACUAUCACUCCUACUUGCAACAGUGCAAUAUUCACGCUUGAUACUAAAAAACAACUUCCACAAUAUAGGUUCAGUUCUAUAUUCUUUCCUUUUUUUGGUUAAAAGAAGCUUAUGAGAAUGUUACGAAUGGUAUUAUUAGCUUCAUUCUUUUACUCUUCUGAGUGUAAAUCUUGGCUAUUCUUUUUUCAUAUUUUCCAGAGCUUACUUAAUCUUAAACUUGGCCUCAGCGAGUUA
Messenger RNA from Raphanus sativus (radish), 2183 nucleotides. RefSeq names its product probable galacturonosyltransferase 6. The record is from RefSeq and is a predicted model, not a curated record. Gene Ontology annotation, molecular function: polygalacturonate 4-alpha-galacturonosyltransferase activity. Lineage: Eukaryota; Viridiplantae; Streptophyta; Magnoliopsida; Brassicales; Brassicaceae. The transcript has 9 exons. Bases 197 to 1990 code for a protein of 597 amino acids.